Molecule: messenger RNA, 758 nt
Organism: Labrus bergylta (ballan wrasse)
Lineage: Eukaryota; Metazoa; Chordata; Actinopteri; Labriformes; Labridae
Product: serum amyloid P-component-like
Source: RefSeq, a predicted model, not a curated record
AUGUCUCUGAAAUAAAAGCAGUCCAGACAACCUGAAACCUGAGUAGGCCUGUAUUCCUCCCAACAAGCCGACAGCCAAGUUACAAGAUGAAGACAGUCGUACUGCUGAUGGUGAUGUUUGCAACAUGUUUUGCAACACCCCAAGAUCUAUCAGGCAAAGUUCUCGUGUUCCCGAGAGAGACUAGCACAGAUCACGUGAAACUUUUGACCUCAAAAACCAAGUUUGACUCUGUGACUGUCUGUUUCAGAUUCAUCACCGAUCUCUCCAGGAACUACGGUCUCUUCUCCUUGGCCACACCAUCGUUCAGCAAUGACUUUGUCCUCUUUAAGAUCAAUUCAAAAGGCGACAUCAGAAUGCAUGCUCUGGACGGAGGCACGGACUUCCUGUCUCUGUCAUUCCCGCCAAACACCUGGCACUCUAUAUGCUCCACCUGGCGCUCUGACAACGGCCUGGCUCAGCUGUGGGUGGACGGAAAGCAAACCAUCAAGAGGUUCAUCAAAACCGGGCCAAUCACGGGAGCUCCCAUUACCAUCCUUGGGCAAGAGCAAGACUCCUACGGCGGAGGUUUUGAUGCAAGUCAGUCUUUCCUUGGUAUGAUUACUAAACUCCAUAUGUGGAACUAUGUACUGUCCAAUGCUGAGAUCAAACGCUAUGUGGCGGAUGCACAGUUCACCCCAGGAAAUGUGUUCAAUUGGAGAUCCCUGGAGUUGGAAAUAUCAGGGGAUAUUUUUGUGGAAGAAGAAAGGGAAGUUAUGUAA